Falco peregrinus (peregrine falcon) is the source of this 5975-nucleotide messenger RNA. It is a transcript of the gene MEF2A, whose product is annotated as myocyte enhancer factor 2A. NCBI's taxonomy places the organism in Eukaryota, Metazoa, Chordata, Aves, Falconiformes, Falconidae. The coding region runs from base 552 to 2210 and encodes 552 amino acids. Gene Ontology annotation, biological process: positive regulation of transcription by RNA polymerase II; heart development; cell differentiation. The record is from RefSeq and is a predicted model, not a curated record. The transcript has 12 exons. Gene Ontology annotation, molecular function: histone deacetylase binding; RNA polymerase II cis-regulatory region sequence-specific DNA binding; DNA-binding transcription factor activity, RNA polymerase II-specific.
GGGUCGGCGGUGAAGAAUGUAGACCCGGCCGCUCCCCAUGGUAAAACAAAAUAAUCCGGCGAUGUUGGGUGUCCAACCCGGGGCGUUGCCAGCCCCGCCGCCGGGCGCAGCCUCCCGCCCCGCUUCCCUACGCUGCUCUCUUCUUCCCGCCCCUGCCUGGCUCGGCUGAGCUCCCGCGGCGACGUACGAGCCGCCCGGAGAAAAGAGCGGAAGGAUAUUGUUGGGAGACGGCUGCGCCUGAGGAGAGAGUGUGACAGAGGAAGUAGUUCCGGCCCCGAUUGGGCCUUGUUUCCCAAAAAUAGCGCCCAGCGGGUAUCCGUGCGCCGGUGUCAGUGUCUCCUGAGGAGCCUCUGCGGGGAGGAGGCAGGAGCGGCGGCGGCGGCGGGGAGCGAGGGGACGCGGGCGGGUGCUAAUAAGAAGAAAUAGGAACCUUUUCUCAAGCUGAAGACAAAGUAAAAGAAAACUAUAUCAUGUGUUAGAAUACUGAAGAGUGAUAUUUCUUGGAUUAGUGUAUUUCUGGAUUGCAAAACAAAAGAAAGAAGAGGCUGAAAAUGGGGAGAAAGAAAAUACAGAUUACAAGAAUAAUGGAUGAACGGAACAGACAGGUCACCUUUACAAAGAGGAAGUUUGGAUUAAUGAAGAAGGCAUAUGAGUUGAGUGUACUCUGUGACUGUGAAAUAGCACUCAUCAUUUUUAACAGCUCUAACAAACUUUUUCAGUAUGCCAGCACUGAUAUGGACAAAGUUCUACUUAAAUACACAGAAUACAACGAGCCCCAUGAAAGCAGAACCAACUCAGAUAUCGUUGAGACCUUAAGAAAGAAAGGCCUUAAUGGUUGUGAGAGCCCUGAUGCUGACGAUUACUUUGAGCACAGUCCACUAUCGGAGGACAGAUUCAGCAAACUAAAUGAAGAUAGUGAUUUUAUUUUCAAGCGAGGCCCUGCUCUGAACAAGAAGGAACACAGAGGGUGCGACAGCCCGGACCCUGACACUUCAUAUGUGCUCACGCCACAUACAGAAGAAAAAUAUAAAAAAAUUAAUGAAGAGUUUGAUAAUAUGAUGCGGAAUCAUAAAAUCGCAGUGAGUACUAAACCUGGCUUGCCUGCUCAGAACUUCUCGAUGUCGGUUACAGUUCCGGUGUCCAAUCCCAACACUCUAACCUACAGUAACCCAGGGAGUUCCCUCGUAUCCCCAUCACUGGCAGCCAGUUCAUCAUUAACGGACACGACCAUGCUCUCCCCACCUCAGACCACCCUGCAUCGGAACGUAUCACCUGGGGCCCCUCAGAGACCACCAAGUACUGGCAAUGCAGGUGGAAUGCUGGGGACAACUGACCUCACAGUGCCAAAUGGAGCUGGUACCAGUCCAGUUGGAAAUGGGUUUGUGAAUUCUCGAGCUUCACCAAGUCUGCUCGGAACUACUGGUGGUGGGAAUGGUUUAGGCAAAGUCAUGCCUACAAAGUCUCCACCUCCACCUGGAGGAGGUAGUCUUGGAAUGAACAAUCGCAAACCUGACCUCCGUGUUGUCAUCCCACCCUCCAGCAAGGGUAUGAUGCCACCAUUGUCGGAGGAGGAUGAAUUGGAGUUGAAUACCCAAAGGAUAAGUAGUUCUCAGUCUACACAGCCUCUUGCUACCCCUGUGGUGUCUGUGACAACUCCAAGCUUGCCUCCGCAGGGACUGGUGUAUUCGGCCAUGCCUACUGCCUACAACACUGAUUACUCCUUGACUAGUGCAGACCUGUCUGCCUUGCAGGGAUUUAACUCCCCCGGCAUGCUGUCCUUGGGGCAGGUAUCCGCCUGGCAACAGCACCAUCUCGGCCCAGCAGCCCUCAGCUCUCUCGUUACUGGCAGCCAGCUAUCUCAGGGUUCAAAUUUAUCCAUUAAUACCAACCAAAACAUCAACAUAAAAUCUGAACCAAUUUCACCUCCCCGGGACCGUGUAACUCCCUCUGGGUUCCCGCAGCAGCAGCCACAGCCGCAGCCACAGCCACCGCAGCAGCAGCAGCAGCAGCAGCAGCAGCAGUCGCGGCAGGAGAUGGGUCGCUCUCCUGUUGACAGCCUCAGCAGCUCCAGCAGCUCCUAUGAUGGCAGCGACCGGGAAGACCCGCGGAGCGAUUUCCAUUCACCUGUCGUGCUGGGAAGGCCGCCGAAUGCAGAAGAUAGAGAGAGUCCGUCGGUAAAACGAAUGAGGAUGGACACGUGGGUGACAUAAACUCGCAGUGUUGCCUCUCCAGUUUUGUGUUCUCAAAAUGAACUGUCCUGACAUAUCUAAAUUUAUAAAUAAGGACAUAAGUAUAUUUAUAUGUAUAUACAUACGUGCAUAUAUAUAUCUUCACAUGCAUAUAUAUGUGCUAGUGUGUGUAGCAUACACAAAAUCAUCAGGCACUUAUGACAAACUUCUUGUAUAGCUGCAGAUGUCCCAUGGUAAAACGUAACAGAACAAUCCUAUAGGUAUUGAUCUAGUCUGGCACUUACCUGGACUUGUUGUUUUAAUAAUAUAACCUGUUUUGCAAAGAAACGUUGUACCCGCAUUAUAAUCCUACCACACUAGAUUGCAGAAACCAAGAGGGCUCGCCUGUAGUAAUGUCCCUGUGUGUUUUAUUCAAGCUGUAUGGUUACUUGUAGUUAAGAAAUAAUGCUUUGUAGCAGCAGAGCAGUAGAAAAGCAGGAAGAAGAAAGCAAUACUGUACAUAAAAUGACCUUUAUAUUACCCAACCUGGCAUGGGUCUCUAUUGCAGAGGGUGCAUGGAGAAGGGCUGAUGCUAUAAGAAAUAAAUAAAAUAAAAAACCACAAAAACAAAAACCCUGUUUUGCACGUGCAAAAAAAAAUAGUGUAUUGGGUCAAAGAAGUGAUUUUUUUAACGAGUGAAAGAGAGACAUAGAGAACUCGCAUGAAAUAUUCAGAAAAUAUUAGCCUAGAAAAUAGAACGUUAACAAAAUAAAAUUAAUAUAUUAAGUUAUAAUUGGAAUAUGUUUGACAAAUUUGUUUUUACGUUCAUACCUUUGAAAAAUAUAGAAACGGAUUUUAGCUCAUGUAUAUUUUAUAUUAAAGAAAACAAUACCCUAAUGAAUUGAAGACUAUAUAUAAAGUUAUAUACAGUACUUUUGAACACAUUCUGCUAUGAAUUAUUUAUAUAAGCCAAAGCUGUAUGUUGUAGCUUUUUUGUAGAGUAUAGUUUUAUCUUAUUUUGACUUUCUAGUUUUUGCUUUCAAAGAUGAAAAGGAAAAACUUGCAGGCGGAACCUUGGGGGAAAAAUAAGCCAUGAACACUUAUAUGUAAAUUUAAAUUUGAGCCAAACUCUUUGUGUAUAUAGCAUCCUAAAUAUAUUAUCACCUUUGGUGUAAGUACCUAUGUAUUGUACGUUCACCAGAUUAAAAAGUAUAUUUUUGUGGAUUGACGCCAACUUGAAAAAAGGCGAGGUCCUUAUUAAGUAGAGUAUUCACUGUUUAAUAUUUACUAUUUUGUUAAAUAUACUGUACUUUCUUUGGAUUUUAAUUAUUAUUAAUAUUAUUAUCCAGAUUUUUCAGAGGGUGUAUAAAGGGGUCGUCCCCCUCACUGGUGGUGAAUGUGUGCCGUUAAAUUGUAAUCUCUGUGCUGUAUGGUUAAGCUUCAUUAUACAUUUUAUAUAUAUGUAUAUAAAUAGCAAAGUGGCAAAAAAAAAAAAAAUCCGGUGUUAAGUUCAUCCUGCAUAAAUAUAAAAAAUCUGUUACAACACAUUUUAAGGCAUCAUUUUAAAGCUGCCUCUUCUGAGGAGGAAAAAAAAAAAAAAAAGUGGAAAAACUUGACCUAAUUUCUCAUGAUAGGGAACCAACACAUAUCAGAUGAGCACGGGAGGUUUUUUAAGUUGGUAAGUGGUUUGGGAUAAAAGCCUGAGCCUCGGCCCUGCGUUUGCCGCUUCCGUCACAGGCAGCGAGGAACGCGGAGCCCCUUGUGCUGCCCGAGCAGGCUGGGGGACGGUUUGGUUGUGGACGCGGUUGGGUGGGUGAUGUCCCUUGCGCAGUCUGGCUGUGUCCCAGCGAGGAGGAGGAGGAGGAGGAGGAAGGCAGUGGGGCAGCACCAGCUCCCCCCGUCGCUCCUAGGCCUGGCCCACGCCAGCCCCGUGCUGGGGCAGAAGGCGGGUGAGCAGCGGUGUCAGAGCCAGACGCGGAGCCGGCUCAGGCCAGCCCGGCGCGGUGGCCGGGGGCGCGGAGGGAGCGCUCUGGCCUGAUCAGACUCCAGGCCCUUGCCCUGCCCUCUGCUCGCCCCACACACCGGCGGCGGGCGUUUGUGCUGGGGACUAAAUUAACAGAGAUGACUACAGCCGACUGCUGGUUCUAGUUCUGGGGGAAGAAACUACACUGCUCUUGUAUUAUCCAAAGUCCUUUAAAGUUAUCCCUGGUAUUUAUUAAAUUUUUGCUUGGGCUUUAAUUUUUUUUUUAAUUUAAAAAUAACUAUCACUUGAUACUGUAACCAAGAAGUGUGAGAAUUGGAAAGCCAAGGGGGGACGGCCCUCUGCUCAGCCCCUUGCUGCGCUGUGCGACUGAAGAACACACUUCAGUCCGUACCGCCAGCCCAGCCCCCUCGCCUGCUGUCACGGCGACUUUACAAGACACGCAGGUCCCGUUCCAGCCUCGCCCUCCAUCUCCUGGGGGCAGUUCCUGGGUCACAGCCGCAGAGGGAAGGGCGACUCCUCCUCAUGGCAACUCUAUUCCCGCAGCGACCGAAUUCACUUACCACCUCAGAGAACCUGUUCAUGCUCUGAAAAGCUAUGUGAUUUUUUCAUUAUUUAUGCACAUAUAUGAACUUUGCUGUACAUCUGAGUGGGAGUUCUGCAUUCACAUUUACUGUCUAUUUUCUUGUGUGCCUUAUAAGAUGGCUUUGCUGACUGUAUCUCAAUAGUCUUUAUUUCUAUGCAGGUUUUUAAACAGUACUAUUACUGUUUUCUUAAAGAAAAAAGCUACGUAAGGGUUAGAGUUUGUAUUGAAAUUGCACCGAUGAGCUAAAAAAAACCGACCAACAAAUAAAUGAUGGGUUCUUAAGAACUGCUCACGGGACUGUUCACGUUGCCCCAGACCCUCCAGCGGACUCGGCAGAACAAGCCUUUCCACAGCCCUGCGGCAUCGGGGCCAGACUCAUGCCGUUGAAUAAAUGGGAAUCCUGAUUUUUAAUAACAAGCACCUAACUUUGGAACAUACUUUUUUAGGAAUUGUAAAAAUGUUUUAUAAAAAUGAAAUAAUGACAUAGCACAGGUAUUUCAACAGGUAAAAAAAUACUUUUUUAAAUUAACAAUACUGAAUGAAGUUGCAAGUGGAUCCAAUCCUAGUCUGAACCCAUUCAGGUCUGAAUGAUUUAAGAUUUUUAUCUCUGUUGUGACAAAUCACCUCUCCAUCUUCGAGCUCUCACUAUAGUAUUUAAAAAUACACGUUAUCAGGGAUUCGUCAGAGACAAAUGCUUUAGCCUUUCCUUUCACUUAAAGGACACUAAUGCAUCAGAAACUUGCGAAUUACUGUGCGCACAAGAAAUACAUAGUAAAUAAGGAACAAAAUAACUCCUAACAAUUGAUCAUGGGAAGAAGUUAAAUUAGAAUGUGAAAGAAAGACUUAACAAAUGUAAACAUUUAAAUCUUAGUAGAAACUUUCUUCACUUUGCUGUGCAAGAGAACACUGCUUUGCUAUAUUUAAAAUGGCUUUUUUAAAAGAGAUUUAUGUAUUUGGUAAAUGUUUGUAGUCAACAGUUCACAAAGAAGCUGUUCACGGUUUAAUGAUGAUAAGCCGUUUGGCGGCACAAGCUGGACUUUGUUGCCAUCCUUGAGACGAAUCUUUUAAGAAAAAAAUAAGUUAAUCUCAAUUUUUUUCCCUGAAUGUGUUGUUUUUUCUUCAAUAUACAAUAAAUAUUCUAGUGAACUUUUUAUCAAAUGGUUAAGAAAAUGCUAGAGGUUGUUGUAAAAUAUUUGUAUCCUGCAUUCACUAAAGUAAAGAUACUGGCUUUUACUGUGUA